Solenopsis invicta (red fire ant) is the source of this 2694-nucleotide messenger RNA. RefSeq names its product sodium-independent sulfate anion transporter. Gene Ontology annotation, biological process: transmembrane transport. Gene Ontology annotation, cellular component: membrane. Gene Ontology annotation, molecular function: sulfate transmembrane transporter activity. The coding region runs from base 637 to 2544 and encodes 635 amino acids. The record is from RefSeq and is a predicted model, not a curated record. The transcript is spliced from 9 exons. NCBI's taxonomy places the organism in Eukaryota, Metazoa, Arthropoda, Insecta, Hymenoptera, Formicidae.
AUCUAUAAAGUAAAAAAUUUUGAAAUUUUUUUGAUGAAAUACUACAGCUAAUCAGUGUUAAAAAAUAUUGACUAAAUAGAUUACAAACAAAAUUCAGAACAGUUGCAAAUUACAAUUCUUUAUCACAAUUGUAAUUUUUGUUUUUUUAAUGCGAUUUCAUAAGUAAAAAUAUUGACGACGCUAAAAUUUUUUAGUAAGUCUUAAAUAUCUCGUGGUAUGGAUAAGCAUAUCAAAAAUUAACGUAUUUUUCAUGAUUCCCGUAUAAAAAGGUGCGAAGGUUAACAGCGACUUUUCCCCGACCGAUGUAAGUUUGGCUCGUUAUCCGGGUAUAUAAGGAGCACGACGGAACACGCGUACUUUCAGUCUACGGUCCGCUGGAAUUCGUAAGCGCGCGCGAGAGAGCUUCGAAGUGCAUUCGACGAGACAGUAAAUUUAGUACAUGAAGUAGCACGUGCAGCUUCUAUGAAUUAGAGUGACUUCGGAGAGAAAAAAAAGGCAAAUACGCAUAUUCGACGAAACCCGUUUCUCUCUCAGUGAAAGUAUCCGCCUCCGUACGCAUAUACCACUCUCCAUCAUCAAUCAUUUAUUGUUGCAGUUGCAGGUCCACGUUUUUCAUUUAUGCUGACUUGAUCCAGGAUGGCUGCUGAAACUGAUCGCUGGAAGAAAAAGACCUAUGCCGAUCGGCUACGUAAAUUAGCAUCGAGACGCGUUCCGAUUCUAGCGUGGUUACCGAAAUAUAACUCAGAAAAAUUCCUUAGCGAUGUCAUAGCCGGAAUAACAGUCGGUCUUACCGUUAUGCCACAGGGACUCGCAUAUGCGACGUUGGCUGGUUUGGAACCUCAGUACGGUCUUUACUCGGCAUUUAUGGGCGCAAUAGUUUAUGUGAUAUUUGGCUCCUGUAAAGAUAUUACAAUCGGUCCUACUGCACUCAUGGCAUUAAUGACUCACGACUAUGUGCGAGGAAAAAAUGCAGAUUUCGCCAUACUUCUUGCAUUCUUAUCCGGUUGCCUGCAAUUACUAAUGGCAUGCUUACGUUUAGGUGUGCUCAUAGACUUUAUCUCGAUACCAGUCACUGUGGGAUUUACUUCGGCAACGUCCCUUAUAAUCGUUGCUUCGCAAUUAAAAGGAUUAUUAGGUUUAAAAAUUUCGUCUCAAGGAUUCGUGGAUACCUUGAUUAAAGUCUUUCAAAAUAUCGGUGACACAAGUCUAUGGGAUACUGGAAUGAGUGUCUCUUGUAUCGCGAUUCUAUUGUUGUUUAGGAAAAUGAAAGAUGUUAAGUUGCACGCUGUCGGCAAGAAGUCAACGAAUUAUCAACGUAUAAUCACGAAAGCGAUAUGGCUGAUCUCUACGGCACGAAAUGCCAUUGUCGUUGUUAUGUGCUCUGUUAUCGCAUACAAAUACGAUUCGUCUGAAUCUGGAUCCCCAUUUAUUCUAACGGGUCCAGUGAGAUCUGGUCUUCCAUCAUUCGGCUUGCCACCUUUUUCUACGCAAAUAAAUAAUCAGACUCUCACAUUCACACAAAUGUGUUCCGAAUUGGGUACUUCCAUAAUAUUAGUGCCGAUAAUAGCUGUACUCGGCAACGUAGCCAUAGCCAAGGCCUUCAUGAAUGAGGGCAAAGUUGACGCUUCUCAAGAACUCCUGACGCUCGGAAUCUGUAACGUUCUUGGGUCUUGCGCGAGCUCUAUGCCGGUUACAGGUUCGUUCAGCAGAUCAGCGGUAAAUCACGCCAGCGGCGUGAAGACUCCAAUGGGUGGAUUGUACACCGGAAUUUUGAUUUUACUGGCCCUCAGCCUGCUCACGCCAUACUUCUAUUUUAUUCCAAAAGCUUCAUUAUCGGCCGUGAUCAUUUGCGCGGUAAUAUACAUGAUCGAGUACGAGGUUGUGAAACUGAUGUGGAAAUCGAGCAAAAAGGAUCUCGUGCCGAUGUUUGUUACUUUUUUAUUUUGUCUCAUCAUUGGUGUGGAAUACGGUAUUUUGUCGGGGGUCGGCAUAAAUUUGAUGUUCCUAUUAUAUCCUUCCGCAAGACCCACAGUUCACGUCGACAGAUAUACAACCGAUUGUGGUUCAGAGUACUUGCUGGUUACUCCGGGAAACAGCUUAUAUUUCCCAGCUGUCGAUUUUAUAAAACAAUCAGUUGGUAAUGCUGGAAUAAAACAAGGAUCUAGUCAAGUACCGGUUGUUGUUGAUUGUAGAUACAUUUUAGGGGCAGAUUUUACGGCUGCUAAGGGUAUGAAAACAUUGAUUGAUGAAUUUAGUAGUCGUAAACAGGGAUUGUAUUUCUACAAUCCAAGAUCGGAUGUGGUUACCGUUUUGAAAGGUGCCUGCGGCGACGAAUUCCAAUACGUUUCAACUCAGGAAGAGCUCUCUUAUCUAUUAUCAACAAUUCAAGACAAACCUUCGCAAUCACUUCUUGAGCAAGCACAUGACAAAUUACAUGCAUCUUUAUCACUAAGUAAUUCAGAAAUGACUCAUAGAAAUGCGCGUGGUUCCUGCCAUGAACUUAGUGAAGUUUCAAGUACACUUUUACAUGCAAGUGUCAGUUGAAAUUGAAUCUUAUUCAAUUCUUAUAUUAAUAAAAAAAACAAAGUUUUAUUAAACAGAAUGUUUACAUAGUUACAAUCUUUAUUUAAAUGGUAUUAAGCACACAAAACAAUAAAUUAAAAGCGAUGUAGAAAUAAAGUUUCUUAACAUGAA